AUGUUUAUGGCCGGAAAAAAAAUCCCAGUUAUGCCUCCUUGUAUUUUUAAAUACUGACUGUGCUCUAGGGAAGGCCGCGCGCCUUUGGCAGAGCUCUGUCUUUAAGGGGACUUUUUCCAGAGUUGAAGACGGAGAUGAGAGCCGUUGAGGGACGCUACCAGCAAGAGCGCAACCGCCGGGCUCAAGGUGAAGACUAACAGCUCAAGGCGUUGGGCCGCAAGAAAAAACUGAACGCCCCAACUGCAGAUGUUGCUUGCGUCCGUCACCCCGGCACCUCGGAGGCCCGUCCAGCCUAAAGAGGACGGCGGCUGAGGGCCACUGAGGUCAAGGCGCUGUCCUGGGAGCGCAACACUGGCUUUGAAAAGGGCCAAGUCGUUCUGAACGCGAGCCGAGCCUCAAGGACUUGUCUCCGAGGGAGUGAGGUCCUCGGGUUGGUGGAAGGGGCGCACGUCGCCCGAGUGGCACCCACAGGCCUGACAUCCGAAUAAGCUAGACCUUCGGGCUAGCCCUAAAGGGUUAAAGGAGGCGCUCCAGGAAGUUGUUAGUUAGAAAGUUGUUAGUUAAAAACAAAAUAUAAAAAUAAAAUUGGCUCGGGUGCGUGCCUGCUGUCCCACCUCCACCGCCGGCCUUCCCGGAAUCCAGUCCGGGUUUUGCGCGGAGCCCACAGCCCGGCGCAGGCCUCUGGCGAGAGCCAAUCAGAGGGCGCCUCUCAGCACGUGGAGAAGAGAGACUCCAGAGCUCCGCGCCCGCAGCUCACUACACUUGUUACAGCUUGUCCUGAGCGCGGAGAGGGCGAGCUCCGGCCACCGGCAGGGCGGGAGCCAGCAGCCAGCGACCGAGCGAGGCAGAGAGGCACAGAGAUCGCAACAGUAUCCAUUAUAACCAGCCAUCUAACCCCACCCCCCCAACACACACCCAUCCAUCCCACCAGCCCCGAGAGGCAGCCAGCGGCCCGCUUCUCUGCGCCCAGGGAAAAAAAACCCCAGCCAUGAGCAAUCAGUACCAGGAGGAGGGCUGCUCCGAGAGGCCCGAGUGCAAAAGUAAAUCUCCAACUUUGCUCUCCUCUUACUGCAUCGACAGCAUCCUGGGCCGGAGGAGCCCGUGCAAAAUGCGGCUGCUGGGAGCCGCGCAGAGCUUGCCUGCCCCGCUGGCCAGCCGCACCGACCAGGAAAAGGCCGUUCAAGGCUCCCCCAAGGGCAGCAGCGCCCCGUUCGAGGCCGAGCUGCACCUGCCGCCCAAGCUGCGGCGCCUGUACGGCCCGGGCGGGGGCCGCCUCCUCCAGGGCGCCGCGGCGGCUGCGGCGGCAGCGGCGGCGGCGGCGGCGGCGGCGGCCACGGCCACGGCCGGUCCGCGGGGGGAGGCCCUUCCGCCGCCGCCGCCGACCGCGCGGCCCGGGGAGCGGCCGGACGGCGCGGGGGCCGCCGUGGCCGCCGCGGCCGCGGCCGCCGCAGCCUGGGACACGCUCAAGAUCAGCCAGGCGCCGCAGGUGAGCAUCAGCCGCAGCAAGUCGUACCGCGAAAACGGGGCGCCCUUCGUGCCGCCACCGCCCGCGCUGGACGAGCUGGGCGGCCCGGGGGGCGCCGCGCACCCGGACGAGCGCCUCGGCGCGGCCGGUGGCCCCGGCGGCGCCCCGGCGGCGAGUAGCGGCACGGGCGCCGAGGACGAGGAGGAGGAGCUGCUGGAGGAUGAAGAGGACGAGGACGAGGAAGAGGAGCUGCUGGAAGACGACGAGGAGGAGCUGCUGGAGGACGACGCCCGCGCGCUGAUCAAGGAACCGCGGCGCUGCGCCGUGGCCGCCACCGGAGCGGUGGCCACCGCCGCUGCCGCCGCGGUGGCCGCUGAGGGCGGGGAGCUGUCGCCCAAGGAGGAGCUGCUGCUGCACCCAGAGGACGCUGAGGGCAAGGACGGCGAGGAUAGCGUGUGCCUGUCUGCGGGCAGCGACUCAGAGGAGGGGCUGCUGAAGCGCAAACAGCGGCGCUACCGCACCACGUUCACCAGUUACCAGCUGGAGGAACUGGAGCGGGCCUUCCAGAAGACGCACUACCCAGACGUCUUCACCAGGGAGGAACUGGCCAUGAGGCUGGACUUGACUGAGGCCCGGGUCCAGGUCUGGUUCCAGAACCGUCGGGCGAAGUGGCGCAAGCGGGAGAAGGCGGGCGCACAGACCCAUCCUCCGGGUCUGCCCUUCCCCGGGCCGCUCUCCGCUACCCACCCGCUCAGCCCCUACCUGGACGCCAGCCCCUUCCCCCCGCACCACCCUGCGCUCGACUCGGCCUGGACUGCCGCCGCCGCCGCCGCUGCCGCUGCCUUCCCGAGCCUACCUCCGCCUCCGGGCUCGGCCAGCCUGCCGCCCAGCGGGGCGCCGCUGGGCCUGAGCACUUUCCUAGGAGCCGCCGUGUUCCGGCACCCGGCCUUUAUCAGCCCUGCGUUCGGCAGGCUCUUUUCCACCAUGGCCCCCCUGACCAGCGCGUCGACUGCGGCCGCGCUGCUGAGACAGCCCACGCCGGCCGUGGAGGGCGCGGUGGCGUCGGGCGCUCUGGCUGACCCGGCCACGGCGGCCGCAGACAGACGCGCCUCUAGCAUAGCCGCGCUGAGGCUCAAGGCCAAGGAGCACGCCGCGCAGCUCACGCAGCUCAACAUCCUGCCGGGCACCAGCACGGGCAAGGAGGUGUGCUAAAGGCUGCCCUCCACCCUCGCGCCCCAGGCGCGAUCCGGAAAGGUCACCUCACUCAGCACCACUUAAGACCAAAUGGAAACAGAGGACCAGCACACUCCCGAGACGGCACUGAGAGAGCGCAGCCGCCUUCGCAGCAGCCUGGACGCGGGCAAGGCAGCCCUCGGCGCUACCGGACGUGGCACCUCCUCGGCUGGCUGUCCACCCGCCCCUGCCCCUGCCCCUGCCCCUGCCUCUGCCCCUGCGCCUGCUUCUGCCAACCUCGCUCCAACUCGAACGUCCACUCUCUCCCGUUCUUUUACUGAAAAUAUCCGGGAGGUUUUUCUCCCUAAGACACCUGGUAUUGAAGUUAAAAAAUUUAAAAGCCCAACCUCUCUUCCUCCUGACAUCCUACUUAGCUUUUUUUUAAAAUUUUCCUAAUAGCAUUUUGGCGCUCUAAGUUUAUCUCCCCAGCGUGGGCCCCGGCUCCGGGCCGGGGAAGCGAAUGCGAAUCUGUAAGAUAGCUAACAGUGCACUUAACGGAAAGGGGCGUCUUGUUCUUGUUCUCUUCUUUAUCAUACACCAACCAAGGUUUUUAUAUCAAACCAAAGGGAAAUACUCUGCUAGAAUAUGGACUGUUGAAGUCACCAAACUGUGAUUAUUGAUUCUGUACAUACCAUUGUUAUUAAAAAAAAAAGAACAGAGCUUUGUAUAUUUGAAAUGUUAUAACGCAAUUGCACUCAGCGUGGUAUGGUAAAAGUUUGUCCUCUUGUAGAUUCUUACUGUGUUGUAGAUACGGUAGGGUUCCUAGACAAAUAUUUAUGUACUCAAGCCCUUUAUUUAACUUAUUAACUGUAGAGGCUUCCGAAACCUUCAAGGUAAAGGCAAUCGUACAGUACUUUUGUGUAAUGUGUAACUGUUAUCACUUUUCCUUGCUAUCUAGUGGAGAAGUGUCAC
Messenger RNA from Globicephala melas (long-finned pilot whale), 3610 nucleotides. It is a transcript of the gene ARX, whose product is annotated as aristaless related homeobox. Lineage: Eukaryota; Metazoa; Chordata; Mammalia; Artiodactyla; Delphinidae. The record is from RefSeq and is a predicted model, not a curated record. Gene Ontology annotation, molecular function: RNA polymerase II transcription regulatory region sequence-specific DNA binding; DNA-binding transcription factor activity, RNA polymerase II-specific. Gene Ontology annotation, biological process: regulation of transcription by RNA polymerase II.